AUGAGAUCCAUUGGACGCGUUCAUCAUCUCUGGAUCGCACGACACGGAAUCAAGUCCUCCCUGGCAGGUGCCAAAGCUAUAGCUUCAGCUGCAGCUCCUUCUACAGCUACGGCCACAGCCAUAUCCACGGCAUCGCCUGCUGGCCAAGACCAUCACUAUCCGACCAUCUCGGCGCCGCUGCUGCUCACAUCGUCGCCGAUUGCACGCCGACCCCGUCGCUCGCUGUCUCCGAUCCCCCCCCGACACUCGACUUCCGCCUACAGCAUGUCUGCGGCCGGCGCGUGGGGUGCUUGGCAGGCGAAGCCGUCAGGCUUUACGCAGCUCGUCGUGAAGGCUAUGAAGCAGCUGCAAGUGUUCCCGUCAUUCGGCCGUGCGCCGGGAGCUGCCCAAGCAUGGCUCAAAUACCCCGAGGAGCUCGCUGAUCGCUCAUGGGACAACGUUGGGCUUCUUGUCGAUAACACUGAAGCGGAGGGCACGAAGCCCAAGGUGCUGGUGACCAACGAUCUCACCUACCAGGUAGCCGUCGAUGCCAUCCGCCAGGGCGUCAGUGUCAUCGUGAGCUACCAUCCCUUCAUCUUCUCGGGCCUGAAGUCCAUCACACACAAAGACGCGCAGCAAGCAACGCUCCUGCGCCUCGCCGCCGCCGGCAUUGCCGUCUAUUGCCCUCACACGGCUGUCGAUGCGGCGCCCAAAGGCCUCAACUCCUGGCUUGCCGAUGUCGUUUCCGGACCGCAUCAGAGCGCCCGGUCGGUCGCCAUUCCCUGCUCGGCCGCUUCCGACCCCCCCGCAGGCUAUGGCGCCGUCGGCCACUUUGACGCACCCGUGCCGCUGACCGAAAUCAUUAAGCGGCUCGCGGAGAAGCUUGGAGGCCUACGGCACGUCAUGGUCGCCAGCCCCGUUGGCGCCGACGUGCAGACGACGGCAGUCCGCAGCUUUGCCGUCUGCGCCGGCAGCGGCUACGACGUACUCAAGGGGGCCGACGUCGACCUGCUCGUCACGGGCGAGACGAGCCACCACUCGGCGCUGAGGGCCAUCCAGCAGGGCCGGACGCUCGUCCAAGUCUUCCACAGCAACUCGGAGAGGGGCUUCCUGAACGAGGUCCUGCGGCCGACGCUCGAGGCCGAGCUCAGGAUGGUCGAACCCGAGGCCGAGGUUGUGCUGAGCGAGUACGAUCAGGAUCCGUUCAAGAUUCUGGAUGUGACGGAGCUGGCGUAG
Molecule: messenger RNA, 1215 nt
Organism: Drechmeria coniospora
Lineage: Eukaryota; Fungi; Ascomycota; Sordariomycetes; Hypocreales; Ophiocordycipitaceae
Product: UPF0135 protein
Exons: 3
Coding region: 1-1215 (404 amino acids)
Cellular component (GO): mitochondrion; cytoplasm
Source: RefSeq, a predicted model, not a curated record